AUGCCAAUUUCAGUUAAAGAAUAAGAGAAAAAAUAAUAAGAGAAAAAAGAAUAAUAGUAGGAAGUAGCAGUAAGUAUUUGUGCCUAAUUGUAGCCUGUUAAUCCUUCAAAAGAUAAUGAAGACAUAAAACCUCGCAAAGAAUAACAAGUCUUAUCUUCUUUAUUAAGGUAUUGUAAAUCUCGUCCUGACCCUGAACUAGUUUGGGAGCCUCAUCAAAAUAAAUAAUUGAUGAGCGAAUUCUAAGAGUUAAUAGAAAAUCGUUUUAAAGAGGUUAAGAGAAGUUCAAGCAUUUAUAAAUACAAUGCUAAAAUAGGAUUUUAGGCCUUUAUAUAUCUCUUAAAUAUUCUUGAACUUAUCUUUACAUUAAGUUAUGGUUCAUAUAAUGAAAUCACUAAUGAUAAUACAUACUAUGAGACAUGUUAUAAUUUAUCAAUAAUUUUAUGUGUUUUACUUCACAGUGGAACCUGGAUGUACACUUAUAAAUUUAGGGAAGUUGUUAGAGAAAGUUUUUUUGUUUAAAUUGCUUAUUAUAUAUUCUACUUGAUUAUGGGAGUAUUGAGUUAUUUUAAACUAGCUCCAUUUAUUUAUUAUAUGAAUAGAGAUUAAUCUAUUAGAUAAUUCUCAUUUAGUGAAAUUAAUAAAUAUUUGUAGUUAAGUGGGGAGGAUAAAUUUAGAAAUCCAUGUAGACUUUUUAAAGAAAGAACUAAACCUGUUAAUAUCUUUAGGGAUUUAAUAUUUCAUAGAGUAGCUCUUGUUUCCAUGAUUAUUACAAUGACAAUUUAAACAAUUCCUUAACUUUUUAUAUAAGGCUUUUAUAACACUUAAAAAGAAUCAUGGGAUGGAUUUAAUGUGUUUAGUUAUUUAUUUUUAAUGAGUAAUUUAAUCUAUUAUUUAUUGGAAUUAUAAUUUAUUGUAUUCACUACAACUUAUAGAUAAAUGUAAACAGAAUUGCAAUUUAAACUGUAGAAAAUUUUAUUAUAUUCAAUUUAAGAAACAAAACAAUUAUUUAAAUCUGAUUUAAAUUAUAUGGGAUUUGUCAAAUCAUUUUAUUUUCAUAUUGAUCCUAGUGCAUUUAGUCCUUAUUAAAAGAAAAGAUGUAUGAUUUAAAUUUUAUAUUUCUUGAUGAAAUAGAAGAAAGUGAAGAAUAUUGAAUUUCAUUAUAUUGAUUUAUAUCAUGAAGUAACAUUAUAAUAUUUAGCUAAUUGUUUUUAAUUGAUUAAAGUAGAAUCAAUCAAUCUUUUAUAUUCUAAUGAUAAUAACUUAGCAUAAAUAAAUCGUAUUUUCCGGGGUAUAAACAAUUUGAAAAUUGAAAAAUAAACUUCUUCAAAUCUUAAUACUAAAUGGGAAGCUGACAAUAUUGAUCUGAAUGCAUCAGAUGAAAAAANAAAUCUAUUCAUCUUAAAAAAAUCGAAGUUGACUGAAUCCCAAUUAAAAUUAUUUUUUCAGAGAAGUUAUUCAAAAUUCAAUAAAUCAAUCUCUGAAAAUAUUCUUUAAAUAAUAUUAUCAUUCAUAAUUUGA
This is a messenger RNA of Paramecium primaurelia, 1518 nucleotides long. NCBI's taxonomy places the organism in Eukaryota, Ciliophora, Oligohymenophorea, Peniculida, Parameciidae. The record is from the annotation of a GenBank genome assembly.